CGGCCCGAUAUAUCGGCCGGCCGAUAUAUCGGUCGACCUCUAGCUGCUUUCUUUGACUGCCUGCUCCUUCUCGGGUUUCUGUGCUCCAUCAGAGCAGAGUCUGGAUCGCAGGAGGCUUUUUAACGAUGGCGAGUCUGGGGGCGUCUUAAGGCUGCUGAGUCAAAUGCAGCAAACGCCGCUUACGGCCACCUGCCAGAGCUGCCCCGGAGACGCGGUGAAGGUGAUACCUCGGCGCGGAGCUAACUUGCGGAGGGUCCAUCCCAGUAUUGGGGGGGCAGGUGUGUCCAUGGAUCCCUUGUGAAGGGUGGGGGAGGGGCAGGCAUUCUCUCCCAGGGAAGAGACAUUCUCCAUUCUGGUGCCCAGCAUCGAGACUCGCAGCUGACUUCACGUGAUCUGUCCAACCUGCUUCCCUGCCUCUGUGAUACCUAGAGGCCCUCCCCCACCAUCCCACCAUGAACUCCAUCUUUGCCCGGCUGCACCCUGGGCGGGUGGAGUGGGGUGAUGUGCUGUACCGGCUGCAGUCACGGGUCCUGCGGACCAAGCCUGUGGACACCAUGCUGGACGGCAGCGGUGCUGACACGCACGGCACGCAGCUGGCACGUGUGCUCACCACCGUGGACCUGGUGUCGCUUGGCGUGGGCAGCUGCGUGGGCACCGGCAUGUAUGUGGUUGCCGGGCUGGUUGCCAAGGAGAUGGCGGGGGCCGGGGUCAUCCUGUCCUUCUGUAUUGCCGCCAUGGCAUCCAUCCUGUCCGGAGUGUGCUACGCCGAGUUUGGCGUGCGCGUGCCCAAGACGACAGGCUCCGCCUACACCUACAGCUAUGUCACGGUGGGCGAGUUCGUGGCCUUUUUCAUCGGCUGGAACCUGGUACUGGAGUACCUGAUUGGCACGGCGGCCGGUGCCAGCGCCCUCAGCAGCAUGUUUGACUCACUGGCCAAUCACUCCAUCAGCCACUUCAUGAUCGACCAUCUGGGCACACUCCAUGGCCUGGGAAAGGGUGAGCAGUCAUACCCAGACGUCCUGGCACUCUUCAUUGCCGCCCUGGUCACGGUGAUCGUGGCGUUGGGCGUGAAGAACUCGGUGGGCCUCAACAACAUCCUGAACGUGGUGAACCUGGUGGUGUGGGUCUUCAUCAUGAUUGCGGGACUCUUCUUCGUCAACCCCUCUAACUGGGGUGAUGGGCGUUUUCUACCCCAUGGGUGGACAGGGGUCAUGCAGGGAGCUGCCACCUGCUUCUAUGCCUUCAUCGGCUUUGACAUCAUCGCCACCACCGGCGAGGAGGCCAAAAGCCCCAAUACAUCGAUACCCUAUGCCAUCACCGCCUCGCUGGUCACCUGCCUCACCGCCUAUGUCUCAGUGAGUGUCAUCCUGACCUUGCUGGUACCCUACAACAAAAUCGACGGCGAUGCACCACUCAUGGAGAUGUUUGUAGUGCAUGGCUUUGGCUUUGCCAAGUUUGUGGUGGCGGUGGGCGCCGUGGCUGGGCUGACCGUCAGCCUCCUGGGGUCGCUCUUCCCCAUGCCGCGGGUCAUCUACGCUAUGGCUGGCGAUGGCCUGCUCUUCAGGUUCCUGGCACACGUAAGUCCGUUCACAGAGACGCCGGUGGUGGCGUGCGUGGCCUCAGGCUCACUGGCAGCCCUCCUGGCGUUGCUGGUGAGCCUGCGUGACCUGAUUGAGAUGAUGUCCAUCGGCACGCUGUUGGCCUACACGCUGGUCUCUGUGUGCGUGCUGCUGCUGCGGUACCAGCCCGAUGCUGGUGCCACCACCGUCACCGAGUGCCCCCCUGAGGACGAGGGUGGUGGCGAGGAUGAGGCUGACGGCAAGAUGGGUGAUGGGCCGGCAUUCCAGCAGGGAUCACCAUACCAGGGCGCCACCACUCAGGACGAGUACGAUGGCAUGGGUGACAAUGCCUGUGGCGCCAAGAACCUGCCAUCGGGGGGCGAUGGUGAGAUGCUGUAUGAUGAAGGCCCAGACAACAUAUGCACUGCACUGCUGCGGCGCCUUCUAGGCCCACGGUACCACAUCCUGCGGGCUCGGCUGGGCCUGCCUGGCCGCACUGCCAGGCCCACACCCGCCACAGGCCGCAUUGUUACUAAGAGUGUGCUGAUGCUCUUCGUGUGGGCCUUCCUGUUCUUUGGUGCUGAACGCGAAGGUGGCGGGUGGGGGGUGCUCUCCGUGCUGCUGAUGGUGCCUGUGGCCGGCAGCCUCCUGUUGGUCAUCAUGCGACAGCCCGAGAAUCCCCGCAAGCUGCCCUACAUGGCACCCUGCGUGCCCCUGGUGCCGGCCUGCGCCAUCAUCGUCAACGUCUACCUCAUGCUCAAGCUGUCUCGCAUCACCUGGAUCCGCUUCGUCGUCUGGUGUUUGCUGGGGCUGGUAAUCUACUUCAGCUACGGCAUGUGGAACAGCAACCUGGAGCUGCAUGCCCGCGAAGAGGAGGCGAGUGCUAGCUCGUACCAGCGCUACGACGGCGGUGUGGAUGACAGCUUUGGCACAGAGGAUGCAGCCCCCUACCCGCAGGACGACGAUGAACCAUACCAGGGCUGGGGGGCACAGCAGGAGGGCGGGUACCAGCAGCAGUACCAGGCAGGCCCACCGCAGUGGGACGAGGGAGAUGGGCGGACCUAGGCGUUUCUCUGGGGAUGGGGGACAGGGUCGGUCCUGCUUGCCAGAAGGGGGCGCCGGCGAGCAGCCGAGGGCGGGAGCCCCUACCGGGGAAUGCCUAUUUUAACCGAGUUGAUGGGUUUUCCUGUACUCUUCCUACUGACACCCUAGUUGAAAUCUUCAUGAAAACUAGUAUGAUUUUACACCUGUCGCCGCAUUACUCACCAGUGGCUUUACUGGUAUGGUGCCAAACCAGUAAGUGCUGCCUUGGGUAAUGUGGCCUGUACUGGUAGCGCACUGGGUUUCCAGUAGGGUCUCUCUCCUCGUUCGCCAGCACUGAUGUCCGUUCCCCCUUGUGUGCAUUUGCUGAUGUGUCACAUGACUCAGCGGGGUGGCAGAGAAUCCCGCCCCUUCCUGUCCCCCCCCAGUCAUGUGAUCAGGUACAACAGAGUGCUGUUUCUAUGUGAUGAAUGUGGUCCAUCCAUGGUGAUUUAAUUACAAGGUCAGUCUUGAUUUAGCUCCCAUCUGCUGCCGGUGGCAAUUCAAAAGUAAUGUUUUCAUUAAAGAUGAUUAUUUCAAUAGUAUGUUUAUUUCAUGGGUUCUGAAACCAUCAAUCUGCACCUUGCCUGCCUGUCUGUGUGCUUUAUAAGUAUGAAGUCAGGAUGGACCUUUACCCCCAUAUCCAUAUGUGUAUGGAGAAGCACACGCCCCCCCAGCCUGACACUCAUGUGCAUGCUUAUUGCUGAUUGCUGUGUUCAUGUAGGCUGCACGCUGGGUCUCUUCAGAUCGUUACAACUCUCACUGCUCGUUGCUCAGCUCGCAGCUGUGUUUCAGUUAAUUGGUUUAUCCCCUCGUAUCAUAGAUACGUCAAUCUGCUACCGGAAAGGGGUAUCCCCCCCCCCCCCUCCCCAAAAAGGAAAUCUCUCCAAGGCCCUCAGGACUUACACUGAAAUAAGCAAAAGUAAAAUCCCACUAAUUCUCUGAAUGAGGAGGACGCUCAUUUCAUGGCUUUCAUGAGUCAGCAGCCCAGCACGGCCCCUGAUGAAUGACUUCAUUUCCUGUCAGCUGAUCAUGUUUCAUUGAAAUUACAGACUGGCUUCCUCAGAGAGCCUCGCACCCGUGUGCCUGUGGCAUCCGGCAGUCUGGGAUUCUGUGCUGUGAGUCCGAGGCGUGACCCUGUAUUCCUUCUUCACUUUGCCUGUUUCUGUAAUGGAGAGCCUGAUGUCAUCAUUUUACUGCUGUGCAUCUUCCCUAUUUGCUCAAACCCAUGGUAGGGCUUUGCAAACAUAUUUCCGGGGCAAAAAUUUGAAAUUUGUCACAAAUGUAUAAUAUGAUUUUCACACCUUUCUUAGUGUCAGAUAGCGGCACUUUAAUGUGUAUUUUGUAUUAUACUAUCUGUGCAUUACUCACCAGCAGAAACUCUGUGUGUCUGUGUGUUGUAUUUUGAAUGACGUUGCAGUAAGUUUUGUCGGUUGUUGUUUGGAGGUUUCUCGACAUGCUGACGCACCGGCUGUCUUUACUAGAUGAUUCCUGACACUGGAAAUGGGUCUUUACCAAAAGGGAUCAGCUUAAUAAAAGCAGAUGCUGGACUACAGCCCCUGGGCCUGGUCACAGCUCGAUUUGAUGCUCAUAAAUGUCUGCCUCUCUCUGCGUCUGCGUCAGUGUGCUGAGUGUAUAUCAGGGUUAAACUGUGCUAUCAUCCGAACACAAGGUGAUCAUGUGAUCACA
This is a messenger RNA of Paramormyrops kingsleyae, 4328 nucleotides long. Its product is annotated as probable cationic amino acid transporter. Gene Ontology annotation, cellular component: plasma membrane. Gene Ontology annotation, biological process: amino acid transport; transmembrane transport. NCBI's taxonomy places the organism in Eukaryota, Metazoa, Chordata, Actinopteri, Osteoglossiformes, Mormyridae. The record is from RefSeq and is a predicted model, not a curated record. Gene Ontology annotation, molecular function: amino acid transmembrane transporter activity.